This is a messenger RNA of Lactuca saligna, 2126 nucleotides long. The record is from the annotation of a GenBank genome assembly. NCBI's taxonomy places the organism in Eukaryota, Viridiplantae, Streptophyta, Magnoliopsida, Asterales, Asteraceae.
AUGCGAAGAGGAAAGACGCAACCAGAAGAUGUUGCUUCACAAUUAUCAAUCCCUAGAAAUGGUGAUAAAAAUGGUUGCCGGAGGGAGAAGAAAUUGUCAUUAGGCAUCAGAAGUGUAGCUAGAAUGGAGGUAAUCAUGACAUCUCCUGUCCAGAAGUGUUUAAUGAUGGAAAAUGGUGGAGGUGAUGAUUCUGCUAAGAUGACUAAAUCAAAAAAAAGGAGAGAGAAAAAAAAGCUCAAGUUGAAUGCUGAAAAUCCUGAUAGCAAACGCAUACUUCCUCAUUUUUAUAUCAUCUCACAGUCAUCCCUUGCAUCUGUUGAUCAGAAACAUGCAGCAUCAGUUCCAAUUUCUGGUGAUGCAAAUACAGGGUCAAAAAGAGAAGAUCAUAUGGAAACUUCUAGUAGCAAGAUGAUUUCAGAUAAAAUUGCAACUCCUGAUGCAAAGAUAGUAACAAAAGGAGAAGAGGGAACAACUGCAACAGAUAAUACAGUGUCAAAAAAGAGAAAGAGGCCGAGAAAAAAGAAGAAUCAAGCCUCAAAUGACAUGGUGACUGUAGAGAAAGAUUCAAGUAAAACUGCAACUGAUGAUGCGAAAAUGGUGUCAAAAGGAGAAAAUCAUAUGGAAAUUUCUAGUAACAAGAUGAUCUCAGAUAAAACUGCAACUCCUGAUGCAAAGACAGUGUCAAAAGGAGAAGAUGAAACAAAAGUUGCAAAUGGUGAAAUGGGUUCAGGUACAACCCCAACAGAUAAUACAAUGCCAAAAAAGAAAAAAGACAAGAAAAAAAAGAAGAAGAAGAAUCAUGAAGCCUCAAAUGACAUGGUUACCAAUGGUGAAAUGGUUUCAGAUACAACUGCAACAGAUAAUACAGUGUCAAAAAAGAGAAAGAGGCCAAGAAAAAAGAAGAAUCAAGCCUCAAAUGACAUGGUAAAUGUAGAGAAAGAUUCAACUAAAACUGCAACUGAUGAAGCAGAAACGGUGUCAAAAGGAGAAAAUCACACAGUAGUUACAAAUGCAAGUAUGGGUGCAAAAAGGGUAAAGAUGGAAAGUGUAAUACAAAGAGGAAAAAAGAAGGUAUCUGGAACUACAAAACCAGGGAAAAAGCUUUUGAUUUUUGAUAUAAAUGGAUUGCUUGCAGAUAUUGUGUCACCUCGCCCACAAGAUGUGCAAGCAGAUUAUUAUAUUCCAAAACGAGCAAUAUUUAAAAGACCCUAUUUGGAUGGUUUUUUGCGGUUUUGUUUUGAGAGAUUUAAUGUUGGCAUCUGGUCUUCAAGAACAAAGCAAGUUUUGUACCCAGUGGUUGACUUUUUGUUAGGAGAUUUAAAGAAGAAUCUCCUUUUUAUUUGGGAUAAUUCAUUUUGCACGAAUACAGGGAUGAAAACUCUUGAAGAUAAAUACAAGCCAAUGGUUUUCAAGGAUUUGAGAAAGAUUUGGCUGAAAAAUGGUCUUGGGAAUUCUUGGAUGGAAGGAACUUUUAAUGAAUCAAAUACGUUGUUGUUGGAUGAUUCUCCAUAUAAAGCAUUGUUGAAUCCUAAGAAUACUGCAAUCUUUCCUCUAUCUUACAGCUACAAGGAUAAGAAUGAUGACUUUCUAGGUCCCAAUGGUGAUCUCCGAAGGUAUCUUGAAGGGUUGGCAGAGAGUGAUGAUGUGAAAACGUAUGUAGAGCAACAUCCAUUUGGCCAAUCUGCCAUCGAUCAAACACACCCAAGUUGGGCCUUCUAUGCAAAAGCUCUCAAGAGUCAAAAAUAGUACAACUUAACCAGCAUAUGGUACAACUCUGAGUAGCACAAAACACAAUACGAGCUUAACUCAAAAUUUGUUGUAGGCGAAAAGUAGUUUCUGCCUUUUUGUAGUAGUGAAAACAUGAAAAGCUCGUGCAACUCGUUUUUUGUAUUGCAUCAAGUGGUUGUACUCUAUGCAUGAAAUACUUGCACAUUUUGGAAAACAAUGUUGAUCAAUAUAUUUUUGUAGUAAAGCACGACUAUACAAUCAAAGUUGUUACCAUGUAGCAGCAAAUUAAUAGAAAAUUUCUACUUCUCUAUUUGUACAUGCGUACAUGCAUUUAGUGAUUUAGAUUUAGAUCAUCAAACACUUUUAUAUGAUGUUAAUGUACUCUAAAUAAAUGGUCC